CCGGCCAGGAGCGGAAAAGGUUAUUCAUAAGACGCUUAACCCUUACAAUUUCUUGGCAACUCACCGAAACCCAACUUCUGCUUACACCCAUUCACCCCGACCAAAUAAACUCCCCUUCCCCCGCCAAACAAUGCGCGUCGAAACGUUCCCCCUCUCGCCCCCGAGCCUCGAGGAGCUCGCCGCGCACCUCCAAGCGCCCCUCGCCGCCAACUACACCCACGCGUCCGUCGGCGUCGUCCGCUGCCCCGACCUGCGCGCCGCCCCCUUCCACCUGGCCACCGAGGGCCUCUCGGGCGACGAGAAGAUCGCCGACGUCGGCGGCCAGCCGAACCUGUUCCCCCGCCCGCGCCUCGACACCAUCUGGUCCCUGCCCGAGGUCGCCAGGGCCAUCGGCAUGAGCCCCGAGAGGGGCGGCCUCAUCGGCGCCGGCGCGGGGCCGUUCCAUGUCCUCGGCCAGAACAGCGAGCUCGCGCCGAACCUCGGCUGGUCCGGCGGCCUCGGCGAGAAUGAGAUUGACAACCGGAGCCGGGUCAUUCUGAUCGAACGCGGCAGCGAUGGCGGCGACGGCACCGCGGGGAAGAAGAACGCUGUCAGCGUCCGGGCGGCGCCCUCAACCGACUGCGGGCUGAUGGCGAAUCUGUUCGCGUCCCGGGGCGAGCCGGGCCCCGUGCUCAGGAUCGCGGCACGGGGACGAAAGGGGCCCGAGAAGAGCUUCACCGAGUGCAUCCGCCAGGGCCUGCGCGCCGCGUACGGCGACGAGCGGACCGUCAGCCUCGGCGGGGUGUUCGUGGUGAGGGCGGGCAGGGCGACGUACCACGUCAUGCCGGACUUCCCCCCGGAGCGCGACCUGCCCUUCCGGGACCGCAGGGCGGUGGAGGAUUGGCUGACGUUCCACGACUUUGACGCGCCCGUCGUGGGGCUGUCGGUGCUGCACUCGGCGGACCCGGCGGGGGGGAUGGCCCUGCGGAUGGAGCACACGCACGCGUUCUCGGCGACGGGGGAGGAUGCCGGCGGCCACUACCACUUCGAGGCCGAGGGCGAGGGGGACGUUAUCGAGUACGAGGGCUACUUUAAUACCGCCAAGGCCAUCUAUCGGGUGGACCGGCCGGCGGGUUCGAGUUGAGUAGAUUUCGACCGAGGGCGAACGACGGGUUUCACUGUUUUUGUGUUGAGGAGCCCAUUCCAGGAUGGUUUCCAAUUUUGCCAUCAUGAGACACUCAGUAGGCAAGCGGCGUGACGAGAAGACAAUUGAAUGUUGAAAUUAGUAGAGCGACGGAUCAUCUACCCUGGCAGCAGCUGGUCGUUCCUCUGUGUUGUUCCACGACUUACUGUACAAAGCGAUGCUAUCGAAUUCUAAGACCAACUGUCGCCAAGCUGGUUGCGACUUGACAGAAUUAUAUAAAGUAUGCCUUU
Molecule: messenger RNA, 1413 nt
Organism: Colletotrichum destructivum
Lineage: Eukaryota; Fungi; Ascomycota; Sordariomycetes; Glomerellales; Glomerellaceae
Exons: 1
Coding region: 131-1123 (330 amino acids)
Cellular component (GO): nucleus
Molecular function (GO): zinc ion binding; hydrolase activity, acting on ester bonds
Source: RefSeq, a predicted model, not a curated record